Messenger RNA from Babesia microti strain RI, 783 nucleotides. Its product is annotated as tyrosine 3-monooxygenase/tryptophan 5-monooxygenase activation. Gene Ontology annotation, cellular component: cytoplasm. The transcript has 5 exons. Gene Ontology annotation, biological process: signal transduction. The coding region runs from base 1 to 783 and encodes 260 amino acids. NCBI's taxonomy places the organism in Eukaryota, Apicomplexa, Aconoidasida, Piroplasmida, Babesiidae. The record is from RefSeq and is a predicted model, not a curated record.
AUGAACGGUGAUGAUUUGUCUCAACAGCGUUCAGAGUUUAUCUACAAGGCUAAACUUGCAGAGCAAGCCGAAAGAUACGAUGAAAUGGCUGAGGCUAUGAUUGGCCUAGUCGAUUCGUGUAUCAAAGAUUCUAAGGAUGAGUUGACCGUUGAAGAGCGCAAUCUCCUUUCCGUUGCCUACAAAAAUGCCGUUGGCUCAAGAAGGGCCUCUUGGCGUAUUGUAAACUCGGUAGAACAGAAGGAGACCAGCAAAGGAAACAUGGCCCAUAAAGCUCUUGCUGAGGCUUACAGAUCCAAGAUUGAGAUUGAACUUAAUGAAAUUUGUCAAAGUAUUCUGAAGUUGCUGACCGACAAGCUAAUUCCUAAUACUACGGAAUGCGAAAGCCAAGUGUUUUAUCACAAGAUGAAGGGAGACUACUACCGUUAUAUUAGCGAGUUCUCUAGCGACCAGGGGAGACAGGAAGCUUCCGCCUUUUCCAAGGAAUCAUACCAAAAGGCAACUGAAAUUGCGGAAUCCCAACUUAAACCCACCCAUCCCAUUAGGCUUGGAUUGGCUCUCAACUAUUCGGUGUUUUUCUACGAGAUUUUGAACAAACCACAUCAAGCUUGUGAGAUGGCCAAGAGAGCCUUCGACGAUGCCAUUACUGAAUUUGAUUCGGUUUCUGAGGAUAGUUACAAAGAUUCGACUUUAAUCAUGCAGCUGUUGCGUGAUAACUUGACUCUCUGGGCUUCUGACAUCCAGGGGGAUGCGCAAGAUAACAAAGGAGACGAGACCGCAGCUUGA